AACGCCCUCAUCUUCCGUCAAUUCAACUUUCUCUUCUGGACUUCAGGACUCCAGGCCAUUUCAUCCUCCUAUAACAUAUCUCUUCUACCAGUCUGACAACCCUCGCCACCCGGAAGCAGUUGCCAAUUCAACGCCGUUCUUGACCCGUUUGUUCGGCUGUUCGAGAACCCUUUUCUUUCUUCUGGCCUUUUAUACGACUGCUCCUGGACCUGAUUGGAAGUUCGAUCUGUGAUUCUAGGGAACCUCCCUUAACGACCUCGACAACUUCUCAACAGGAUUAACGCAUCAUCACACUCUUAUCUCGAGGACUUUUUUUUCUUUUCUUUUUUCUUUAAUCAUCCUACUCGCCUUAUCUAAUAUCAAAUCUCUCCAUCCUCUGGUCUGGUACUUGACUUGAAUCCUUGGACCAUUGAACUUUUUUUUUUGGAGAGCCCCCUACAAGUCGCUUAACAUGCAGCACCAUGCCCCGUAUGGAUAUCCCACUCCCCCGGCCUCUCCCACGUACGACGACCCCAAGUGCAACGUCCAACAGCCCUUUGCGACACGCACUUUCCAGCCCCGAUGUGUGCCCCUUGCCCCAGAACAGCGUAUAGGACGUCUUCUUGAGGGUAAGCUCCAGCUCACUGAUAUUCUUGGUACCGGCGCAUAUGGUGUCGUCUACACUGCCUUGGAUAUCAACACUGGAGUUCGGUAUGCUGUAAAGUGCCUGAGCAAGUACAAUGCCGAUGGAACACCACUGGAACGUCGCCAGAUUGCCUACCAGCAGCGAGAGAUUCGCCUGCACUACCACGCAUCGGCGCACCCGAAUGUGGUGUCCAUGCUAAAGAUUGUGGACGAUCCUGACUGCAUCUAUGUUAUUCUCGAGUACUGCCCCGAGGGUGAUCUCUUCUUGAAUAUCACAGAGCGUGGUCAGUACGUGGGUAAGGAUGAACUCUCCAAGAAAGUGUUCCUCCAGAUCUUGGAUGCCGUCGAGCACUGCCAUAACUUGGGUAUCUACCACCGGGAUCUCAAGCCUGAGAACAUCCUUGUCACCGACAAUGGAGAGACCGUCAAGCUCGCCGACUUUGGAUUGGCCACCAGUGAAGACCGCUCCGAGGACUACGGAUGUGGCUCGACCUUUUACAUGAGCCCAGAGUGCUUGGACCCUUCCGCAAGGAAACCCUACUACAUGUGUGCCCCCAAUGAUGUCUGGAGUCUGGGAGUAAUCCUGGUUAACCUCACUUGUGGACGCAACCCAUGGAAGCAGGCUUCCUUCCAAGACUCUACCUACCGAGCUUAUGCUCGCUCUCAGGAUUUUCUCAAGACUAUCCUGCCCUUGACUGAUGAGCUCAAUGACAUUUUGGGACGCAUCUUUAACCCCAACCCCGAGCACCGGGUCACUCUGUCUGAGCUGCGGAACAGGAUCAUUGCAUGCUCCCAGUUCACCGUCCCAGCAGUGGCUCCCAUGAACGUGCCCACACCCACUACCCAAGACCAAUACGUUUCCAACGAGGACGCAAUCGUCGCCGACUUUUGCGAGUCCCUCUCUUCUGCUUCUGCGACAUCGGAUGAAGGCUCGCUCGUCUCCAGCGUAUCAACUCUUGAUGACCUUGAUACCGAUGAAGAGGAUGACGACUUCAUGUCCGACCAGCAAGACUUGCCUCAGGAAUACAUUCAAACAUACGAGCCUGAGGAACUGUGUGAACAGCAGCCCAUCUUCCAUGGCCAGGAAUUCAUCCCACAACAGUACACUGGCCCUGUUCCCGUUCCUCUACACGCUCCUAUUGUCCCAAUUCCUGUGGUGGAAGCACCUAUACCGCACAUGCCCUGCCAGCAGGUCCCGGUGCCUAUCCAGGCGCCCAUUCCUGUGCAGCCUGCUUGCACACCGAAAUCCUUCUUCCACCUGUGGGAGGUGGUAAAAUACGUUCAGCAGGUGCCAAUGAUGCAGCAUCCUGCACCUUUCCACCAGCAGGUGUCUUUCUUGUCGUCGCUGCAUAGCUGCUACUAAGCACCAACAUGACGACUAUUAUAAUAUCUUUUCGACACCGUCUUCCAAAAACUGUUGGCUUUAUUGAACAUAAUGCUUCCCUUGAUUUUACACGGGCAUCAAGACCCAAAGGCUCGAAGCCAAACUUGUCGAGAACACCUUAUCUUUUUAAUGCUGCGCAAAUUCGGAUCAAAAAGGAAAAGAAAAGGCGUUUCGACAAAAUUUCCGCGACAAAAUUGGAUGUCUCAAUUUGAGAUAUCAAAAGCCUAAUAUUCGAUUCUUUCUGUGUUGUAUCUAUCGACCAAUUUUUAACAAUUCGCCUUGACCGCACUGGUUUUUCUUUUUCUAGCGAGGAGUUUUUAUUUUUAUUUUUCUAAAAGAGGAGUUUGGGAAAGCGUGUCCUUGAUUUCGAGGCAUUCAGUACCGGCGCAAAGAAUAUAUAUCUGAGAGAAAGGGGCAUACAGGACAUUUCUUUUUUCUGGAGAAUGAGAGACGGGGAGUUAUUUGUCAACUUUUUUGAUGGACAUGAGAUGGAAACGACACUGACGAUUUUGAGAAAAACACAAACCCGAUAAUGGGAAAGCUCUACUCUUGAGCUGGAUUUCACAACACUCCUUCAAUACUGGAAACGACAAUAUGGCCGAUUUCCAGUCAAUUCUUUGUUCUUUCUUUUGUUUACGAUGGGCAAGGAAUUUGGGCAUAGAUGCCCAAGACACAAUGUUGAUUUGGUGUCUUGUUUGUGAGAGAUUACACAAAGAUAGAAGAUUUUGGGCUCUAGCCCACGCGGAGAUGCUUAAAUUGCUACCGCACACGUUUUUAAAGAGAGAGAUAGACGGGCAGAAGUCCAAGCCUAUCAACACAAAUAUACGUUUAUCAGAUACUAUA
Trichoderma atroviride IMI 206040 is the source of this 2851-nucleotide messenger RNA. RefSeq lists its product as uncharacterized. NCBI's taxonomy places the organism in Eukaryota, Fungi, Ascomycota, Sordariomycetes, Hypocreales, Hypocreaceae. Gene Ontology annotation, molecular function: ATP binding; protein serine/threonine kinase activity. Gene Ontology annotation, biological process: signal transduction; protein phosphorylation. The record is from RefSeq and is a predicted model, not a curated record.